UUAAUAUGGUUUAAAUAAGGUUCUCUGAAUACCCUUGUCACAUGGUUUGGAGAGAUGGGGAACGCGAGAUCGGCUCAAGAAAAUGAGCCUGCGCCGGCGCCAGGCCCCGCCAAGACGCACGAGAGUCUGGGCAAGUUCUAUGCGGCUGAGAUCGAAGAGUUACGACAGAAGCCAUGCUGCAGGAACUUCCUGAAGAUCCUUUUUGUGAUACUGGGCCUCAUUACUAUUAUACAAUCAAUAGUAGUGAUAGCUGUGACCAUAGCGUCCGCAAUCGCCUCCAAGAUCUUCAGCAAGGAACAGUCAGGGCGGUUGGUGGCAAUGAUUAUCCUGGCGGUUACAGCAGCCAUUACAAUAUCUAUGGUCAUCUACGCUAUCAUUGCGGUGUUUAAGAAUAAGAAGAAACCUUUGCAUGCGACUGCGGCUGUUAUGCUUAUAAUGUCGAUAAUACAAGCUGUCAUCCUGGGUGUGUGCGUGCGGGUCUCACCAGAGGACGAAAUCUUGCUCAAUAGAUCGCUGGUCGAGUCCUUCCGCCUUGCCAGGGAGGACAACCCUCGCCAUGUGAAGAUAUGGGGUGCUAUGCAGAGUGAUCUAAAUUGCUGUGGUGUAUAUAGUGCAGAAGACUAUCGAAUUCUGAAUAUUCCCAGUUAUUUCGCACCAGACGUACCCAUAUCGUGCUGCCCAGGGUACGAUCCGAAAAGAUCCGAGCUCGUGCAAGAAAGAGAAAGAGAGAGUUGUAAAGCGAGACGGGAGUAUUACGAAGCAGGUUGUAAGAGCCCCAUGAUGGAAAUGUUCAAGUUUGGAUGUACUCUGGUUUUGGUGAAUGCUAGUCUACUGAUUUUGAGCAAGCUUCUAUUAGCUUUGGUUGGCCUUUUGUUAUUGAAACAGAAGCCUAAAGAAGAACAGCUUACAGUAGUCACAGCACCCACUCCUAUGCCCCGAGCUUCUAUGAGCCAAGGGAAAACAAAAUCAAUCAGUACCUCUAACGGUUUAUAAUAAAUAUUCUGCAUUAAAA
Molecule: messenger RNA, 1012 nt
Organism: Zerene cesonia (dogface butterfly)
Lineage: Eukaryota; Metazoa; Arthropoda; Insecta; Lepidoptera; Pieridae
Product: tetraspanin-15-like
Exons: 7
Coding region: 55-993 (312 amino acids)
Cellular component (GO): membrane
Source: RefSeq, a predicted model, not a curated record